AUGCCGGCAACCGUGCCGCCGGCCCCCGAUGAGACCGAAAUGAGACCGCCUGCGGAGGAGGUGGAUAGCGACCAGGAUGCAGAAGGCGAGGAGGAAACUGAUCUAUAUCACAUGGACCAACAGCUCCAAGAUGCUGUUCAUCGAGCAUAUUCGGGUGAAGUAGCUGCAGAGGCUGCAAACGCUGACCCUGGGGAGGACGAGGAUGCGGAGGGAGAACCGGAUACUGACCUAAAUCUGGAAGGGGAUGAGACGGAACCGGUUGGCGCAGUCAAAUUACCGAAUGAAGCCCCUUCUCUCACUUAUGACGAUUUGACCGCGGCAUCUGCCGAUGCGGAUCCAGCCUUUGAAAACCAAAGUGAGAGUGAAGCGUCCAGCCCAUCCUCCAAUAGCCAGGAGUCGGAUGUGGAUGAGGAAUGGGAAGGGGAAAGUAAUGAGAAUGAAGAAGAUAGGGAAGCGGAUAACAACACCUUGCGCGGGAAUUGCGUGUUUUGUCAACAAGAUGAAGAUAACGACCCGAGUGAGGAAUUCGAGGAGUAUCUAACAUGUGCAGUCUGUGGCGAUCACUCUCAUCGGCAAUGUGCACGCGAACAUGAUGCACUGGAUGACGCAGAAGGCAUGUACGGUAAAUCCUGGAGAUGCCCUACAUGUGUGCAUGAAAAGUUAGAGCCCAGGUCAAGAGAACCCAGUUCUAAUCAGCGAAAGCUGGGGCCCAAAAAUAUGAGCAAGGAGCUUUUGCCAGCUCAUGUUGGGGAACACUCCGGGUUCCAUUCAAUCUUCAAUACAGUGCACGUCAAUGAUGAUCUUUUAAAUAGCUCCCGCUCGCUGCGAAAGAGAAAAGCUUCGUCAGUUGACGUUCAUCAGGAGCAUACACCUGUGCUCCGAAAGCGGCAAAGGCAGACACCAAUGCGACAUGACGGCGCUGACACGAGAGACCAAGUUGCCGAGACUUUGGACUCUUUGUCUCCUGUACGUACCCGUUCUCGACGCACGCGCGGGGGUGAGAAAGAUGCUUGCCGUGUGCUCCUGAAACAAUUUGGACGGCUUAUCUUGGCGUUUCGACUCAACGAGACUAAGCUGUCCAAGAUUCUCAGCUCUCGCAGCAAAUCACUGAUUAAGAAUCGAAAAACCCCUAAACCACCCUCUGUUGCGCAUGAGGCUCAGGCACACUUUGCACCAAUCACUCCCGCCUACGUAUCUCCUUUCUAUUCGUUCAACGACCGCGAGACGGAUGAAUCGAAAUCGAAGCCUUAUGGUGGCAUUUUAUCGGAAGCGGAUGCGGACACGACCAAGACCUUGCCGACACACAUGGACCGGGAAAGAUUUGAAUUGGCGCGCCAAAAGGCCGAAGAAGCGUGGCAACGAAGGGCCAUCGAAGCUGAGAGUGGUGGAGAACCAAUGCAGCAUGCAUCGCAAAAGGUCUCAGGUCCUCCGUCCAAGAUCAAAUACAUCAACUUUGGGGGUUACGAGAUUGAGACCUGGUACGCGGCGCCGUACCCCGAAGAAUACAGCCGCAAUCGGGUUCUCUUCAUCUGCGAAUUUUGCCUGAAAUACAUGAAUUCCGACUAUGUCGCAUGGCGCCACAAGCUCAAGUGCCCUGCAAAGCACCCCCCUGGAGACGAAAUCUAUCGUGAGGGUUCCAUCUCCGUAUUUGAAGUCGAUGGACGAAAGAACCCAGUGUACUGCCAAAAUCUGUGCUUGCUCGCAAAACUGUUUCUCGGAUCGAAGACGCUCUACUAUGAUGUGGAGCCAUUUCUCUUCUAUGUCAUGACUGAAUAUGACGACCUCGGGUGUCAUUUCGUUGGUUAUUUUAGCAAAGAGAAACGGCCUAGCUCCGCAAACAACGUGUCUUGUAUCCUUACCCUCCCCAUCCACCAACGCAAAGGCUACGGAAACCUUCUGAUUGAUUUCUCCUACCUACUCACACGUAUCGAAGGGAAGACGGGCUCGCCUGAAAAACCUCUCUCGGAUAUGGGCUUGGUCUCCUAUCGAAACUAUUGGCGGCUUAUCUUAUCUUACAAACUACGAAAUCAGACAAAGCCGCUGAGCAUCGUGGACCUCUCGGAGCGCACGGGUAUGACAGCAGACGACAUUGUGUCGGGGUUGGAAGCUCUGCGCGCUCUCGUCAGGGACCCGGUGACGAAGAGCUAUGCACUGCGCCUCGACUAUAAUUACUUUGAAGAGUGUAUCCGCAAUUGGGAAAGCAAGGGCUAUGUCCAGCUUAACCCUGAUGCUCUGGUCUGGACACCAUAUGUCAUGGGCCGAAGCAACCAAUCGCAAUUUGACCGAGCCCCUCUUCAUACAGUCGCCCCCCGCGAAGGACUGGAGGAGGAUGAAGUCGAUCAGGCGAAAGAAUCCGGGAAAGAAGAACGGCAAUUUAAACCAAAUGGCAAUAUAACCGCCACGACCAAUGGCAAAGGGCAGAGUCGGCCCGAAAAAAUUCCCGGCGAGCCUGCCGGCCCUCCGUCGACUGAUGCUCUCUCUAAUAUCAACGGCUUUCGUCACCACAGCGCCACGUGCUCCGAGCCGAACGUCGCGGCUGAGCCAAGCCCUGCCGCUGAUAUACCGGCAUGGCGCUUUGAGGUUUAUCCUCCUGUCCAAGCGCCAGUCAUUAAACGGCGCCCUGGUCGACCCUUUGGUAGCAAGACCACCUACAAUAAAAUAUCCGUCACUCCAACAACGGCCCGAACCAGUGGUCGCAGCACCCCCAAAAGACCAUCCGCCUUGAACUCUGUGACCCCAACCACUAUUGUGCCGAGCGUACGACGUGGCCGUAGCGCGAAGCUGGCGGAUUCUCCCGCCGCGGAGCUGACUGACACGAAUACCAAUGGCAUUGAAAACGAUUCUCUCCAGAGUCUGGAAGAGCCCCUGGGAGAUGAUCCGGAGCGCGGGUCCCAACCAGCACCGUCGGAAACAGAAGCAAAAGCCAGUCAUGCCGAAGGGUAUGAGGAGUUGACCAAGAUCAACGGCGUCGAUGAAUCAGGCGAUGGGGGAGUUGAGAACGGCGAGACUCCUGUCCCUGGCCAGACGACGCCGUCCAGGGGCAAGGGAGCCACUAGCCAAGCCAAACUCACCCGAUCUGUGAACCGAAAGCCUAUUGUAGAGAAACUAGAAGUUGUGAUUGCGGCCGAAAGGCGCCAAAAGAAUGGGGACAGUCAGAUCGAGUUAAAUGGGACCGAUGGGGACGAGGAUGCGGUCAUGGAGAAAUGA
Molecule: messenger RNA, 3207 nt
Organism: Aspergillus tanneri
Lineage: Eukaryota; Fungi; Ascomycota; Eurotiomycetes; Eurotiales; Aspergillaceae
Product: putative histone acetyltransferase
Exons: 4
Coding region: 1-3207 (1068 amino acids)
Biological process (GO): regulation of DNA-templated transcription
Molecular function (GO): histone acetyltransferase activity
Source: RefSeq, a predicted model, not a curated record